Molecule: messenger RNA, 360 nt
Organism: Rangifer tarandus platyrhynchus (Svalbard reindeer)
Lineage: Eukaryota; Metazoa; Chordata; Mammalia; Artiodactyla; Cervidae
Source: the annotation of a GenBank genome assembly
AUGGUACAGUCCAAAGCGGGGCGGGGCGACGGGAGGCUCCGCCCGCUCUCCCCGGGCCCCUCUCCCGCCUUCCCCGCCGCGCCGCCGCGGGAGCGACUGAGCGCGCGCCCCGACGACCCCUCCCCCGGCGCCCGCGCUGGGGCCCGAGCUCCGCCCCUCGCCGAGCCGCCCCCUGCGCGGCUGCGGGCAGAUCUCGCUCGGCUCUGCGGACAGUGCCACCGUCGUGGUCUCUUCCUCCUUCCGCAGGUGUGCGAGGGCCUCUCGGGGCAGAGGCGCUGCCCUGGGUGGCCGGCAGGGCCCGCGCGCCUGCUGAGCGCUCGGCGCAGGGAAGCCGGAUCCCCCGCCCGCGCGGCGCCGUGA